AUGAGUGAGGAUACUCCCACAUUUGGAGGCUCCCCACCGGAAGCAACCAACAAGGAACCAGCCGACAUAGAGCCGAAUAUGACAGAAGCGGGCAACACACCAGAAACUGGCUGUUCAUCGGGAUGUCCAGCGGCGGCGUCGAGUCUGAAGAUUCCACCCAAACCCCAAUUGGGCCUUGGACCGAGAACUGGACCUCAGACGAGGCUUGGACCCCCAGGAAUGGGGUCUGGAAUGGGACCAGGAAUGAGACCAGGAAUGGGGCGUUGCCCUUUUGCACAUGGAAGAGCCAACCCCCGUGCUGCUGCAGGCGGGUACGGGCAGGUAACGUACGCGGAAAACUCAUCCGCCGUCUAUGAAGAUGCAACCAAGCGGAACCAAGUGCUGGAGUGGGACGAGAUCCAGAAGCAUGUCACCAGAGAGAGUGCCUGGAUGGUGCUCAACGGUAAGGUAUACGACAUAACCGACUAUCUCUCCGUCCACCCUGGUGGUAGUGAAAUACUUCUUAAGUUCUGCGGACGAGACGCGACCAAACAAUUCAUGUCCAUCCACCCCUGGGUUAAUAUCCAGAACAUCAUUGGACAUCGGCAAAUUGGUAUCGCGUCAUCACGACAGGCGGCUUCCAACUCCCUUCGACCGUAG
Gregarina niphandrodes is the source of this 639-nucleotide messenger RNA. RefSeq names its product cytochrome protein. Gene Ontology annotation, molecular function: heme binding. The transcript has a single exon. Bases 1 to 639 code for a protein of 212 amino acids. NCBI's taxonomy places the organism in Eukaryota, Apicomplexa, Conoidasida, Eugregarinorida, Gregarinidae. The record is from RefSeq and is a predicted model, not a curated record.